AUGUCAGCUGUUGAUGAUCAACAAAAUGCAGAUAAGCAAGUUGAACAAUGGAAAAUCAAAAAAUUAAUUAAAAAUUUGGAAGCUGCCAGAGGUAAUGGUACAUCUAUGAUUUCAUUAAUUAUUCGUCCAGGUGAUCAAAUUGCAAAAGUUAAUAAAAUGUUAGCAGAAGAGUAUGGUACAGCAUCAAAUAUUAAAUCAAGAGUUAAUAGAUUAUCAGUAUUGGGUGCAAUUACAUCAGCACAACAAAGAUUAAAGUUAUAUACUAAAGUACCAGAUAAUGGUUUAGUUAUUUAUUGCGGUACAAUGGUUACAGAUGAAGGUAAAGAGAAACCAGUACGUAUCGAUAUUGAACCAUUCAAACCAAUCAAUACCUCACUCUAUUUAUGUGAUAAUAAAUUCCAUACAGCACCAUUGGGUGAAUUAUUAGAGAGUGAUGAAAAGUUUGGUUUCAUCGUCGUAGAUGGUAAUGGUGCACUCUUUGGUUUAUUAUGUGGUUCAACCAGAACAGUUCUCCAUAAGAUUACAGUAGAUCUCCCAAAGAAACACGGUCGUGGUGGUCAAUCUGCCCUUCGUUUCGCUCGUCUUCGUAUGGAAAAACGUCACAAUUACGUUCGUAAAGUUUCAGAGUUGGCCACCCAAUUCUACGUCACCAAUGAUAAACCAAACGUUUCAGGUUUGAUUUUAGCUGGUUCUGCCGAUUUCAAGACUGAACUUGGUACCUCUGAUAUGUUUGAUCAACGUCUUCGUGAAAAGAUCAUUAAAAUCGUCGAUGUUUCCUAUGGUGGUGAUAAUGGUUUCAAUCAAGCUAUCGAAUUAUCUGGUGAAGUUCUCUCAAGUGUCAAAUUCAUUCAAGAGAAGAAAUUAAUCUCACAAUUCUUUGAAGAGAUCGCACAAGACACUGGUAAGUAUUGUUUCGGUAUCGCUGAUACUUUGAAAGCUUUGGACUUGGGUGCUGCUCACACUUUAAUCGUUUGGGAAUCAUUGGAAACAAUUCGUUACUUACUUCGUUUACCAACUGGUGAAGAGAAAGUCAUCUUUUUAAAUAAAGAUCAAAAUAAAGAUGCCUCUGUCUUUAAGGAUAAAGAAUCUGGUCUUGACUAUGAAAUCGUCGAAGAAAUGCCAAUCGUUGAGUGGUUCGCCAAUAACUACAAAAACUUUGGUGCCUCUCUCGAAUUCGUCACCAACAAAUCUCAAGAAGGUUCACAAUUCUGUAAAGGUUUUGGUGGUUUGGGUGGUUUACUCCGUUAUCAAGUAGAUUUCGCUCAACUCAAUGAUUUCGAUAAUCCAGAUGAGAAUGAAUACGAUGAUAGUGAUUCAGACUUUUGA
Dictyostelium discoideum AX4 is the source of this 1326-nucleotide messenger RNA. It is a transcript of the gene erf1, whose product is annotated as eukaryotic translation termination factor 1. The transcript has 2 exons. Gene Ontology annotation, cellular component: cytoplasm. Lineage: Eukaryota; Evosea; Eumycetozoa; Dictyosteliales; Dictyosteliaceae. Gene Ontology annotation, molecular function: translation release factor activity. Gene Ontology annotation, biological process: translational termination. Bases 1 to 1326 code for a protein of 441 amino acids. The record is from RefSeq and is a predicted model, not a curated record.